GGAGGGAGGAACGGGAGGGAAAGCCACGCGCGGGGCCGCCCUUCCUGGCUUCUCCGCGCCCGUCCCGCCGCAGCACCCGGCCUCGGGCAGGACCCGGCGCUUCCCGCGGCCGCGGGGGGAGGGGCGCACCGCAGGGAACGCGCUAUGGAGCUGCAGGAGCUCCCUAACCAUCUACCGCGUUGGGAAAGCUCGUGAAUUACUAUCUGCUGAGUUGUGCCUUCCUCAGAGACUGCAGGCAGAAUCAGCGAAUCUGCUCGUGUUGCGGCAGCUGCUGCUCUGAAGGGGGGGGCUGCUGGAUCCGCGCUGGUGGCUGGAAGGAGCUCAGUGGGGUGCUGGGUGCCACGACUCCCUGGCAGCACUGCUUGUCGCGAAGGGUGGCUUUUGGUCUGCCAGAGACCAAGUGUUCGCUUAAUGACAAACGCGGCAGCAGCCUGGGGACUGUAAUCCAGCACUGCAUCGCAGAUCUAAGCUCCUCCUUAUGCAUCUUCCAUUCUUUUCUGCAGUGUCGGCUGUCUUCAAUAGGCUGUCUGCCUCCUCUGUCCUCUUCCUUCCACCUGCUUAACAUGUCUGAAGCCCUGUAAUUAAAAUAUUCUUCUGUGAAGCUGGGAAAUAGGGGUUUUGUGCUCCUGCUUUUUGACACGGGCCAGCCAAAUGUUAAGCAACUGAAAGCAGUAGAGCAGAUACAGGAAAAAUACUUCUGGAAUACACUCGGAACUCCCAGUAAAUCAGUUCUAAGGCACUAAAUAUAACAUCCUUCUUGCUUGGAGUUUUCAGGAACAUGUUAAGUAGUAAUGGCUGCUCAGAGAAGUAUUACAGUCAGUAGUUUUUCAGAAGUAGGUUUUUUUUUAAUGGGAGCAUAAUCUUUGGAGCAGGGAUUGCAUUGGAUGCAUUUUGCAGGGCACUUAAAAAUCAUUAAUGCUUUCAAGUGAUACUAUACAUUUUGAGUUUUGUCUCGUUUCUGAAUCUGCAUCAAUAGAAACUGACCUUUGCAAUAGUCUGUAAAGUCGGUAGCAGCAUUUUUUUGAUUAAUCAGAGGACAGGGAAGUUUUAGCAGAGAGGUUGAGGGACUUGCCACAGUCACACACAGAGCGCACCAGAGGAACAUUGCUACUUCGGUUCUCAAAUCCUUUAUAAAUUUCCAGGUUUUGUCCACAGUAACUCUGUUGUUUGCCAGGAACUCCUUCCCUUGAUGGUAUGACAAGCAUUAAUUUUUAUUUUUCCUACCUAGAAGAUCUUCCUUGAUCCAAUUAUGAAAAAAUGUUUAGAAAAGGAAAAAAACGACACAGCAGCAGCAGCUCACAAAGCAGUGAAAUCAGUACUAAAAGCAAGGUUUUGGAAUGAUCAUUUGAAUAUUCUGGAUUUUCCAAGGUGCCGUUUCACUUCCCUUGCACUGCUAUGCUAUUCCAAGCAUUGGUGACAAGCAUGUAGUUGUCAAUUUCUUCAAGUUAAGAUGCAGUACCAGAAAAGUCUGGACAUAACCUUAAGUCUGUAGAUUCCAGUCUUGGGGGACUUUCCAGGUCUAGUACUGUGGCUAGUCUAGAUACAGACUCCACGAAAAGUUCAGGACAAAGCAAUAGUAAUUCUGAUACGUGUGCAGAAUUCAGAGUUAAAUAUGUUGGUGCCAUUGAAAAAUUGAAACAUAAUGAGAGCAAAAGUCUUGAAGGGCCAUUGGACUUGAUAAAUUACAUAGAUGUUGCACAGCAAGAUGGAAAGUUACCUUUUGUUCCAGGUGAAGAGGAGUUUAUUAUGGGAGUUUCCAAAUACGGCAUUAAAGUUUCAACAUCUGAUCAGUAUGAUGUGUUACAUAGGCAUGCUCUCUAUUUAAUUGUACGGAUGGUCUGCUAUGAUGAUGGUCUGGGAGCAGGAAAAAGUUUACUGGCUUUGAAGACAACAGAUGCAGCCUCUGAAGAAUGCAGCCUCUGGGUAUAUCAGUGCAAUAGUUUGGAACAAGCACAAGCUAUUUGCAAAGUGUUAUCUACAGCCUUUGAUUCAGUUUUAAUGUCGGAGAAGUCCUGAUUUUCCUCAGCAGCACGUGACAGUGCAGUACAAGAGGCCUCUGCAUAGGGACAAAACAGGGCUCCUCUGUGAUACCGCAGACCGGCUGUAGCUAUACACAAACCUAGAAGAGAUUUGCUGUGCAAACAAGAGCCAUGCACCACUGCACAUGGUACUUUGUCAUGCCCCAAACGUGACUUGAAGGAAUUAUACCAUCUUCGGUUUCCAGGAUAAUAGAAAAUUUUAUAUUUAACAUUAUUUUUUUCCUAAAUUGUGUUUUGUAUAUUAAUGUCAAUAUUGUAGAAAUGUAAAAUAAAACUGACACUUGCUUCUA
This is a messenger RNA of Falco peregrinus (peregrine falcon), 2329 nucleotides long. It is a transcript of the gene ITGB1BP1, whose product is annotated as integrin subunit beta 1 binding protein 1. Gene Ontology annotation, biological process: negative regulation of focal adhesion assembly; negative regulation of substrate adhesion-dependent cell spreading. Gene Ontology annotation, molecular function: integrin binding. The coding region runs from base 1747 to 2016 and encodes 89 amino acids. NCBI's taxonomy places the organism in Eukaryota, Metazoa, Chordata, Aves, Falconiformes, Falconidae. Gene Ontology annotation, cellular component: cell periphery; ruffle; cytoskeleton. The record is from RefSeq and is a predicted model, not a curated record. The transcript has 7 exons.